UCGUGUAUUAAAGAUUUUUGCUAUAAUUGUUAAUCCUUUGUCGUUGAUAAACCCUUUAAAAUAUAUUUCCUAAAAAAGUCAACAAGGCAGAGAGAUAUAUCUUUAGACGAAAUUGAAAUUUUGAGGUAAUCACAAUUCUCGACCUUGAUCUCCGAUCGAAAGGGCACUAAUUUCUCACUGGCGUGUCUCAACUCUCGACGACCCAUUUCCCCAUUUUCCUUGAUCUUAUCUGGGUUGGUGUUUAUUGGUGAAUGAGGAAUCCACAUAGCAACGGAAACCUUCGGAAGCUUGAAGCUGAUGGAGGAGGAGAAGCCACGGAAGAGAACGGCUUCGUAGAUGGCGUUAUCUUAGGCCUUGACGGUGGCGCCACCUCCACGGUAUGCGUUUGCGUUCCAUCUUUCCCGUUUGGAGAUCGUUUCCCGGAGCCUCUUCCGAUCCUCGGUCGUGCCGUCGCCGGUUGCACCAAUCGCAACAGCGUUGGAGCAAAUCUGUGGCACCACUUGGAUAUUUCUACCCUAUUAAAGUCACCUUUCAAUGUGCAUCGUGUAUGCAGAAACUGCAGCAAGGGAUUCACUAGAGCAAGUGAUUUCUGAGGCACUUGUACAAUCGGGUUCUGAUAAAUCAGAUGUUCGCGGUGUAUGCUUAGGUGUUUCAGGUGUUAAUCAUCCCUCAGACCAGGAAAAGAUAGAAAAUUGGAUAAGGGACAUCUUCCCUAGUCACGUCAAGGUAUAUGUUCAGAAUGAUGCUAUAGUGGCUUUAGCUAGUGGAACCAUGGGAAAGCUCCAUGGCUGUGUUCUAAUCGCUGGUACAGGAUGUAUAGCCUAUGGCUUUGAUGGAGAUGGCAAGGAGGCUAGGGCUUCUGGUGGUGGACCAAUCUUAGGUGAUUGGGGAAGUGGCUAUGGAAUUGCUGCACAGGCCUUAACGGCGGUGAUUAGAGCUCAUGAUGGUCGUGGCGCACAAACGAUACUUACAAGUACCAUCUUAAAAGCACUUGGACUUUCCUCUCCAGACGAACUCAUCGGGUGGACUUACGCUGAUCCAUCUUGGGCACGUAUCGCUGCUCUUGUUCCUCAAGUAGUAUCUUGUGCAGAAGCUGGUGAUGAAAUUUCAGAUAAGAUCUUGGUUGAUGCAGCUGAGGAUUUAGCUCUAAGUGUGAAGGCUGUUGUACAGAGACUUGGUUUAUGUGGCAAAGAUGGGACAGCUUCUUUCCCGGUUGUAAUGGUGGGCGGAGUCCUAAACGCUAAUCAGAAAUGGGACAUUGGAAAAGAAGUCUCAAAGCGCAUUAACAGAUACUUUCCCGGGGCUCAAACAAUCAUACCAAAGGUAGAGCCAGCUGUUGGAGCAGCAUUGUUGGCCAUGAACUUCUUAUCAAGUUAACGAUUAAUCGGCCACGUAAAGCUUUAUUAUUGAAAUCAAUGUUUCUUGAAUCUUCAGAAAUGCAUAGUGAUAUAAUUUUUUUCUCUUACUGUGGUUGUGGUACAUAUGUACAAUAGUGCAUAAGAAUCUCGUUGUCAAAUUCCAAUUCUUGUUAUUGAUCAUCUCUUUGGUUACUCAACAAGAAGAGAAAACAUUGACAGAGGAUGCGGAUUUACAACAGAAAUGUAAUGAAACUUGAGUGAAUUAAAAUUGUUUGAUCA
Molecule: messenger RNA, 1637 nt
Organism: Arabidopsis lyrata subsp. lyrata
Lineage: Eukaryota; Viridiplantae; Streptophyta; Magnoliopsida; Brassicales; Brassicaceae
Product: N-acetyl-D-glucosamine kinase
Exons: 7
Coding region: 535-1377 (280 amino acids)
Source: RefSeq, a predicted model, not a curated record